AUGGUAGCCUCACCAUUUACCCUGCGCAUCGCCAUGCUGAAUGCCGAUGCCCCGGUGCCCAGUGUGACAGAACAAAGGGCACCCUCGUACGGCCACAUCUUCCAUGAACUUCUAUCUCAGUCGGCGGUUCGUGUAGCCCCUGGGUUAUCCGUCGAGGCAGAAUACUUUGACGUUUAUCAUGGUACAUACCCAGAGUCACUCACCAAUUUUGACGCAAUUGUCAUUUCCGGUUCCAGCGCCAGCUCCUACGAAGACAAAGAUUGGAUUAAACAACUCGACGCUUAUAUCGCCAAAGUUUACGCUGAACAACCCCAUGUCAAGAUUUUCGGCAGCUGCUUCGGCCACCAGAUCAUCUGCCAAAGUCUGUUCCGCGAACAUGGGAUCUAUGUGGAGAAAGAUCCGAAAGGAAUGGAAAUCGGUGUUCACACAGUCCAGCUCGACCAAGACUUCCUGAAAGCACUAGGAAGUCGUUCGUCUGUCAUAAACAACAACAAACUCGGGUUACAAUUUGUUCAUGGUGAUCAUGUCAAGGUACCAGAAGGCCAUUCUCUACCUCCAACAUGGCUUUCCAUGGGCCAAACCAAACACUGCGCAUUUCAAGGAGCAUAUAAGCCGAAUCAUGUGCUCACGUAUCAAGGUCAUUUCGAAUUCGAUAGAUUCAUCAACAUCGAGACUUGCAAGUUUUUUGCCAAAGCAUACGGUUGGGCUCCCCAGUUUAUUGAGGCAUCAGUCGAGGCUAUGGAUAAGGAUGACGACUCCAAGAUUGCGGCUGACAUGGUGAUGAGAUUCUUUCUUGAGGGCCGACAUGCCGUGCCAGGGUUUGGAGGAUUGAUGAGCCCCCCAUUGGAGGAUUGA
Molecule: messenger RNA, 855 nt
Organism: Fusarium poae
Lineage: Eukaryota; Fungi; Ascomycota; Sordariomycetes; Hypocreales; Nectriaceae
Exons: 1
Coding region: 1-855 (284 amino acids)
Cellular component (GO): nucleus; cytosol
Source: RefSeq, a predicted model, not a curated record